CCCACUAGUUUCUUCGCUUAAAAUAUCUUUAGAGAGUAAAUACAUUAUGAAUAUCUGAAGAGGCAAAGACUGUGUAUUGAGAGAUAAGAAUUUUACAGAGAUGGCAGCAGCUUAUGCGGCUUUAGUUUCUCUCACUCAUACUCUUAAUCAGAUCCUCCACCCUCCUCCUGCCCUUCAUAUCAUUUUUGAUACAGAUCAAAUUGUAUCUCUACGACAAAAAGCCGACUUUUUCGUAGAUUUUCUCGAAAAUCACUCAAGUACCGAAGGCGACAAACGGAUAGAAGACUUGCAGAAGAGGAUCGGCGAUGCAGCUUAUGCAGCAGAAUAUAUCAUUGAAUUCAAUGUGCGCAACCAAAUUCUUGCUGGAUCUGCUUUUGAUAGGGAAGAAACCUCUAAUCUCUUGUUUGAAGGUGUACAUACUUCAAUACAAGAGUUCCUUUUCAUUGAGAAAGAGUUGGUGGAAUUCAAGAAAGAUCAUGUGCAACAUAAAAACUCCACAAGUACUACAGAAGCUAGUUCAUCAUCAUCAUCAUCAUCAUCAUCAUCAUCAUCAUCAUCAUCAUCAUCAAGGCCUCUUCUUCCUAUUGGAGAAAACACCAUGGUGGGAUUCGAUGACCACAUGGAUGAAAUUAUGGGCGCUCUCUCCACCAACGAAUCUAAUCUUCGGAUCAUCUCUAUUGUUGGAAUGGGAGGCAUAGGUAAGACUACUCUUGCCACUAAUGUUUAUAACAAUCCCUUUAUUGUGGAAAUGUUUGGGAUUCGUGCUUGGUUUACGGUCUCCCAGGAAUAUACCGAGGAGAUUCUUCUAGGCCUUUUGCAUCAGAUCAAUAAUACAGAUCGAAAUGCACAUGACAUGAUAGAUGAUGAUGAACUUGGAGAUAAAUUGUACAAAACUCUAUUUGGGAGGAAGUAUUUACUAGUAAUGGAUGACAUGUGGGAUAUCAAAGCCUGGGAUAUGGUAAAAAGGUUCCUUCCUGAUAAUAAUAAUGGAAGUCGAAUCUUGGUAACUACUAGGCUAUUGAAGUUGGCUGCAGAUCUUGGAUCUUGUUGCCCUUAUCAAUUGAGUUUUCUAGAUGAAGCACAAAGUUGGGAUCUACUCCGCCAAAAUAUAUUUGCAGAAGGACGUUGCCCCAUUGAAUUGGAGGGAAUUGGAAAAAGUAUUGCGAAAAAAUGCAGAGGCCUUCCAUUGGCCCUUGUUGUGAUUGGUGGGCUUCUUGCAAAGUCCAAAGCAGAACAUUGGAAAUAUGUUGAAGAAGAUGUAACCUCAGCAGUAUACAACCAAGAUGAGGAGUUCUGCAUGAAGAUAUUAUCUUUGAGUUAUAAUCGCUUGCCUAUAUAUCUCAAGCCUUGUUUCCUUUACUUUGCCGUGUUCCCAGAAGAUUAUACUAUCGAAGUGCCCAGGCUGCUCAAGUUGUGGGUUGCUGAAGGAUUUAUUAGGCAGUGUGGUCAUAAAAGCUUAGAAGACAUUGGAAGAGAGUAUUUGGAGGAUCUUAUAGAUAGAAAUCUCAUUUUGGUAAACUCGCGAUUGAUUAUUGGAGAACUGAUAUAUUGCUGUAUUCAUGACCUUUUAAGUGACCUAAGCAGGAGAGAAGCUCAGAAAGAAAAUUUUGUUCUCAGUGGAAAGCUUUAUAACCAUCUCGAUAUUUUAUCAAAUACGGAGAUCAGACCAACACGGCUAAGCAUUAACGGUGGCAGAUGGAAAGGGACAAAACUUAUGCCCUAUAGAUCACUUGUACCUACUCGGUCUUUCUUAAGCUUCUCUAAGGGGGAUUUAACUGAUUACAGUGCUCAUCAGUUUCCGUUACUACGGGUAUUGAAUGUGGUUGAUAGAUAUCCUAAACAUGAUGUUCUACAGCUAAUUAACUCAAGAUAUGUUUCUUGCAUGGGUCCCAUGAUGUUGAUGUCGUCUUCUACAUUAUCCCGAUUGUGGGGUCUACAAACCAUAGUUGUUGAGGGAAAGUUGAUUCUACCUAUUGAGAUAUGGCAGAUGCCCCAACUUCGACAUAUUGAGGGCAACCGUAUUAAUAUGCCCGAUCCUCCGUCUCCAGAUGAUGUCCAAAAAAUCAUACUUCUUGAAAAUCUGCAAACACUUUCGAUAAUCAGAGAUUUCAAAUGUUGUGAAAAGCUAAUCAAAAGAAUCCCAAAUGUGAAGACGUUGCGAAAUGUUUGUCAAACAAUUGGAUCUAAUAAUUGCUUAAGAAAUAUUGGCCUUCUUCAUAAACUCGAAGAACUUUACCUGGAGUGUCCUCCUUGUGGUGGAAUAAUUGUCUUCCCAUGUUCACUUAAAAAUUUGAGCUUAAGUGGAUGCAAGAUUCCUUGGGAAGAUAUGUCCGUUGUUGGUUCUCUGCCCAACCUUGAAAGUCUCCAAUUGUGGAAAAAUGCUGCUGUAGGCCAAAAGUGGAUUCCAAAAGAAGGGGAAUUCGCUCGACUCAAGUACUUGUUGAUUCAUAAGUGUGAGUUGGAGAUAUGGGAAGCAGAAAAUACACAUUUCCCAUGUCUUGAGAUUCUACGUCUUGGAUACUUAAACCUUAAAGAGAUCCCAUCGGAUUUUGCCGAAAUAUUGCCAAUUCGAAGGAUUGACUUAGAUAAUAAUAGCACCAAUGACCUUUUGGUAUCUUCUGCAAAUGAAAUAUCAGAGCAGCGAGAGAACAUAGGAUACGAUAGUCUUCAAGUUCAAUAUAGUACGGUUGGAGCGCUCAUAACUUGGGUGAAGAGAGGUACUAAUCUUGUUGUUUGUGGCGGCGGUCACAUCGGAGUUAUUAUCACGAGUGGCAAUCAGAAGGUGGAGACUCGUGUUGCGACGAAGGAUGUUAAUCCUGAAUGGGAUGAGGACCUCACAAUUCUUAAUCCAAAUGAAAGUCAUCCAGUUUCUCUGAUAGUGUAUGACGACAACAAGUUGAGCGAUGAGAAGAUGGGAGAAGCAGAGUUUGAUAUUGGACCAUUGGUACAAGCAGCAAAGAUAAAUCCAAAUGGCCUUCCGAACGAUACAAUAGUCACACGAAUACUGCCUUCAAGCUCCAAUUGCCUUGCUAAAGAAAGUUCCAUUUUUUGGGAAGACGGGGUAGUAAAGCAGGACAUGCGCUUGAGACUGAAAAAUGUCGAAUGUGGAGAAAUAGAAAUUCAAAUCCGGUGGAUUUUUUAAUAGAAGGAGAUGUGCGCGAGGCAGCUUUGAAAAAAGCAUCUGUGACCCGAAAAAAGCUGCUAUGAAACAACUAGACAAUAGAGCAAUAUCACACAUGUUAGGUACAACCAGUGCAUGAAUUUUCCUUAGUUUAAAAGGUCAUCGAGAAAUCACGCCCCCGUUUAAGUAUUUUGUCUUAUAUCUUGGGCGGCUUUGCGAACAUUGAUUGUUCUCCCAUUCAUACUCUCCUUUUAAUUUCCAGCAUAUAUACAGCAUUUGGAUUCCAUGGGUGUAAUAUUCAGUCCUUACCUAGUUGAUAUUAUUCUUAGAAC
This is a messenger RNA of Erythranthe guttata (spotted monkey flower), 3453 nucleotides long. Its product is annotated as putative late blight resistance protein homolog R1A-3. The record is from RefSeq and is a predicted model, not a curated record. Gene Ontology annotation, molecular function: ADP binding. Lineage: Eukaryota; Viridiplantae; Streptophyta; Magnoliopsida; Lamiales; Phrymaceae. Gene Ontology annotation, biological process: defense response to other organism.